Uloborus diversus is the source of this 1368-nucleotide messenger RNA. RefSeq lists its product as uncharacterized. Bases 285 to 1229 code for a protein of 314 amino acids. The transcript has 7 exons. The record is from RefSeq and is a predicted model, not a curated record. NCBI's taxonomy places the organism in Eukaryota, Metazoa, Arthropoda, Arachnida, Araneae, Uloboridae.
CUCUGUAUUGUUAUACGUUGAUAAACUUGUUAUGUGUUGUUAAUUUCGAUGUAUUUAUAAUUUGUGAUUUUAUGGUGCAAUAUUUGAAGAAAUUUUUUAAAAAUACGUCUAUUUACUUACAUUAAGGUUUUGCUUCUAUUCUGCUCAUGGGAAACAAAGUUAAAAACGCUUUCAUUCUAAUGACUGUAAACCAAACAAGAAAAUAUAGUUUAAUUACAGACGGUGUGAUAUGAUAGUGACACUUUAGGAUUCCACUAUAUUAUCAUUGUGUUCUAAGCAAUAAAAUGUCAUGUUUUAGUAUGAAAUACAACAAUACUUCAGAGCAACAUCUUGAAGCAGGGCCAUCAGUUUUGAGGAAUAACUUUCACAAUUGUGAAAAAUCAACUCACAAUUGUAAAAGAUGUGUAGAGUUUACAAAUAAUUUGACUAAACAUGCGAUAAUAAAACGGGAUUUGAAUAAUAAUUUGAAAGACAAGGAGGAGUUAAAGAGUGUUGCCAUGAAGAAACCUGAGGAAAUUGUAUCCAAUAUAAUUGAAUUUUUUACAAAAUUGCAAAAAACAUCUCAAACUGCUCACAAACAUUUCAAGCUCACUCAAGCCAACACCGAGUAUACUCUGGGAGAAAAUUUUAUAAAAAUUCUACAAAGCUUUCUUUUUGGCGAAACUUCCAAGUUUGAUUUUGGAAUUUAUACAGAUGCUUACAAGCUCUACAAAAAAGAAAAAAGGCAGCUGAAAUCUGUACAAGCAGCAAAAUAUGAGAAGCCACCCAGAAAAGGAACGUUGAAGCACAGAAGAUGGAAAUUAAACAAAUUACAAACAGAUGCAAGUUAUGAAGAUGAUCUUUUCGACUCUGCACAGUUGAAUAAUAGCAUUGAACUGUGGGAGAGCGAUUCUGACAGCUGUGAUAAAUACAAAAACGCACCCACCCCAAAGAUGAACUUCAGUUUAUCUCCUAGAGAGAGUGCUGAAUCAUCUGAGAUAGAAGACUGCUUCAGCCCAGAAGAUUUUCAAAGGAACCGGAAAGUUGCUGAAGAAUAUCAGUUCCGAUUAAAACAAAAAAGAAAAAAGCCUCUAAAGGCUGAAAGACAUUCACCUUAUUCAUGUGCUUCAAAACUAGAUCCUGCUAGAACAUUACAAAAUGCUGCCAGAGUGCUUAAGGAAUGGGAAUCUCUUCAAGAAGACAGUGAUGAAGAAAGCAGCCAAUCUUCAGAUGUUUCUGAUCUUUGUUAAAACCAUCAAAUUCUGUCAGGCUGCAUACAGACUGUUCAGAAACUCCUUAGAAUUAAAAGUAUGAUUCCCUACAGGAUUAAAUCUUAAAUUCCAAAAUUACUCACAUUUCAAUUGAAAAAUAUUUUUCAGUUUUCUAGCA